ACAAAACGACACCUCCUGUGUGCACUGCCCAUAUACGAAUCUGAGGAACUUCUGGAAGCAGGACAGAGAUUUGUAAUCGCCAAAUCGAGCAAGAACUGCUGGCAUGGGAUGCUACAAGCGCUGCCAUCUUGUGGAAUGGGCGCGGGACGUUUCGGACCUCCACGGACUGAAGCAUGUGGCCGGGAGCGGCGGGGUUCUGCGCCGUCUGAUCUGGGCCGUCGUCACCCUGGCUGCGCUGGGCUUCUUCCUGUACCAGACAGCGCUGUCCUUCAUCAGCUUCUUCGAAUGGAACCACGUCACCAAGGUGGACAUCAACUACGCCGAUGAGCUGGAGUUCCCUGCCGUGACCCUUUGCAACUUCAACAAAUACCGGGAGUCUGCUUGGACCGAGCGCGACCUUAAGAAUGUUGGGACUCAUCUGGGUAUCAUCGACGAAGACCACAAUCUCAUCAAUCCACAUCUAUACACGGACGAGUUUAAGCAGAAUUUGGCCGCCGUUAAUUGGACGGCUCUGGAAGUUGAAGAGGACUACGACAUGACUGAGUUUACCAACCGUACGGGGCACCAGUUGGACGAGAUGAUAGUGGAGUGUACGUGGAAAGGUUCGCCUUGCAACUCCCAAGACUUCCACCACGUCUUUUCCCACCUGGGGAACUGCUAUACCUUCAAUCACGUGGAGUUAGACCAGGAUCGUCAUUCGACAAUCUCUGCUGGAGCAGCCAAUGGCCUAAAGUUGACCUUGAAUAUCCAAGAGGAGGAGUACACGCCUAGCAACGACCUUGACGGAGCUGCCGAGGACGCAGGGAUCAAGUGGAUGCUGCAUCAUCCCUCAGAGCCGCCCUACGUCAAGGAGCUGGGCUUCGGAGCAGGUCCGGGCCACCAUACCUUCGUCGCAACCCGGCACGAACAAAUAUCUAGCCUCCCUUUUCCUUACACAAUGUGUGAAGAGGAUGGCAGUCUGAAGUACUUUGACCACUACUCGAUCCAGGCUUGCCGGAUCGAGUGUGAAACGGACUUGGUGGUGGAUCAGUGCGGGUGCAGACUGGUAGAACAGCCUGGGACAGCCCCGGUCUGUAAUCCGGCCGAGUCGCACGAGUGUGCUCACGUUGUGUUAGUUCAAGCUGUUACGGGCGAAACAGAAAGUUCCUGUGAUUGCAAAUCCCCCUGUGAGUUAGAGGUUUACCCGUUCACCACUACCAACGUGAAGCUCCGUGCCAACUUCAUUGAGACAAUAUACAGCAACAGCACAACGCACAACUUCACGGCCGAGUACAUAGAAAACAACCUGGUCUUACUGUCCAUCUAUUUCGAAGCCCUCAACCACGAGGUGAUCGAACAACUUCCCGAGAUGACGGUUUUUACCAUUUUAGCUACACUGGGCGGGAACUUCGGUUUGUUCCUCGGGGGCAGCGUCUUGACCGUCAUGCAACUACUGGAGUAUUUAUUCGAUGAGGUGACGGCGUCUUGUGCUAGUAAGGGCUCGUCAAAUCGUGUGGGCGACUCCCGCGCUAACCUGACGGGCAAAGAGAAGGAUGUCGAAAAUGCCGAAGACGGAAUAUCGAUUAUCGAUAUGGGCAAAGAUAAAUCGAAGGACAGGUAGUUUUCUAGAGGGGAGAAAAAUCAUCAAUCAAAAUCAAAAACAAAAGAAUGCACAUUUUCUGAAAAAGUGUAAAUACCACAGUAUGUCGUUCAGAUAUCUGGCCAGAUUGAUGCGUAAUAUACUUCUUGUUUGAUGCGAAGACCACACACAUCACGGGUCGGAUCGUUUUAACAUAGCACGGUUUCAAAUUAAUGGUUAAGAAAGUUGCUUACUUACUUUCUUAUUACUUGCCAUGUAAUAUAAUAUGCGUGUUGGAAAACCAAUAGAAAAAUACCUUACAUAUUUAUCUUUUGAUAAAUAGAAAGGCCUUUGGUCUCUAUAUUUGAGGAAGGUUUCCGGGCGUUGACCAAUUUCUUUCUCAAAAUGGAGCCCUUUUUGUCGAGGUCACAUAUUGAA
This is a messenger RNA of Acanthaster planci (crown-of-thorns starfish), 1996 nucleotides long. Its product is annotated as acid-sensing ion channel 2-like. Lineage: Eukaryota; Metazoa; Echinodermata; Asteroidea; Valvatida; Acanthasteridae. Gene Ontology annotation, molecular function: ligand-gated sodium channel activity. The record is from RefSeq and is a predicted model, not a curated record. Gene Ontology annotation, cellular component: plasma membrane. Gene Ontology annotation, biological process: sodium ion transmembrane transport.